CGCUUCUGGGCAGCCGAGCCCAUGUCGGCCCUGAGGCGCUCGGGCUACGGCCCCAGUGAGGGGCCGCACUACGGCCACUACUACGGGCCUGGGGGUGGAGAUGUGCCCGUGCACCCACCGGCCACCAUAUACUCUCCUCGCCCGGAACCUUCCCAACCCCCAGUUUCCUGGCGGGCGCGCGGGGGCGGCCCGGCCGAGACCACCUGGCCAGGAGAAGGCGGAGGAGGGGAUGGCUACUAUUCUUGUGGGGGCGCCUGGACAGAGCCGGGUAGAGCUGGAGGGACCCACCAGGAACAACCACCAUAUCCUAGCUACAAUUCAAACUAUUGGAAUUCUUCUGUCCGACCUAGGGCUCCUUACCCAAGUACAUAUUCUGCAAGACCAGAAUUACAAGGACAGAGUUUGAAUUCUUAUACAAAUGGAGCUUAUGGUCUACCAUACCCCCCUGGCCCUGGGGCAAAUACAGCCCCAUACUCUGGGGCAUAUUAUGCACCUGGAUAUACUCAGACUAGUUACUCCACAGAUGUCCCAAGCACUUACCGUUCACCUGGCAACAGCCCAACUCCAGUCUCUCAUUGGGUGUAUCCCCAGCAGGACUGCCAGACUGAAGCACCCCCUCUUAGGGGGCAGGUUCCAGGAUAUCCUGCUUCACAGAACCCUGGAAUGACCCUGCCCCAUUAUCCUUAUGGGGAUGGUAAUCGUAGUGUUCCACAACCGGGAGCGACUGUACGACCACAAGAGGACACAUGGGCGUCUCCUGGUGCUUAUGGACUGGGAGCCCGUUACCCUUGGCCUUCAGCUGCAUCCUCAGCACCACCUGGGAAUCUCUACCUGACUGAAAGCACUUCAUCCUGGCCCAGCAGCAGCUCUCCUCAGCUGCCACCUUCACCACCACCCCAGCAGCUCAAGGAUUCCUCAUACUCCUACAGUCAAUCAGAUCAAGGCACGAACCGACACAACUUUCCUUGCACUGCCCAUCAGUAUGAAUCCUCAGGGUCAGUGAACACUGAUAAUUCAGACCUUUUGGAUUCCCAAGUCCAGUACAGUGCUGAGCCCCAGCUGUACAGUAAUGCCACCAGUGAAAAUCCCAGCAAUCAAGAUCAGAGUAAUCUUCCUGAAGAGUGCUUAUCUGCAGAUGAAAGUACUCCUCCAAGUAUUAAAAAAAUCAUACAUGUGCUGGAGAAGGUCCAGUAUCUUGAGCAAGAAGUAGAAGAGUUUGUAGGAAAAAAGACAGAUAAAGCAUACUGGCUUCUGGAAGAAAUGCUAACCAAGGAACUUUUGGAACUGGAUUCAGUUGAAACUGGGGGCCAAGACUCUGUCCGGCAGGCCAGGAAAGAGGCUGUUUGUAAGAUCCAGGCCAUAUUGGAGAAACUGGAAAAAAAAGGAUUAUGAAAGGAUUUAGAGCAAAGUGGAAGCCUGUUACUAAUUUGACCAAAGAACUCUUCAUUUUGGUUUAUUACCCUCUUUUUGAAAUGGCUGUUGAUGAGAAGAAGCAAUACAUUCUAACUUUCCUUUGAUUUAAGACUUUGAAGACUAGCAAAGGACUUGGAAGAACAUUUCAGUUAUGAAUUGUUUUCCAUUUUCAGACCAGUGAAUGUAAUAGGAAACACUAGAGUUAACCAGUAUUGCCAAGCAGAUUCAGUCUUUCUAAAGAAAUUUAUGAGUCAGUGCAAGCUGCUGCUUAUGAGCAGGAGGGCAAUCCACUGUCUGUAACAGGCUUAUCAGGAACCUACCAGAUGAGACUGGAUAUAAUCCGAGACAAACAGGCUCUGUUUUUUUAAACAGCUGGAUUACUUGUCAAAUUUUUGUACAUUGUAACUGCUUUCAGCAUACACUGUGUGUGUAAAUUACAGCUUGGACUUUAGCCUUCUUGGACCUCUUGUUUUGUUAUUUGUGGUUCAUAAAUAUAGUAUUCUCUACUUCUUGGUACAUUUUGUAGUAAUAUGUUUAAUAUAAUUAAAUUAACUCAAGAGAACAUAUUGACAGCCCGACAGUAUGGCAAUUCUGAAUGAAUUUAUAUCUUUUCACCACUUGAAUAUUUUGCAAUGUGUAGUGAUUUCUUGAUGUGUAAAUUGUUUGUCUCGUUUUUUCUAUAGAUCAUCAUUAGGUUACAGUUUUUACUACUUCUACUUUUCAUGGUAGUAGUGGAAGAUAAAUUUGGAAAUGGCAUUGACAUAGGAAUGAAAAUGUUUAAAAUUACUUUCUUUUUAACAAAGUGUAGCUCUUUUCACUAUUGCUGCUUGUGUAGAGAACAUUGUGAUAGAUACUGAUGAAAAAUUAAAUGUUACAAUGUUUAAAUGUAGAAACAAUGAUUGCAAGAAGUAAUAUAAUUAUCUAAAUAAUACCAUUCUUCAUCUAAAAUACUAGUUUCACCUUUAAGAUCCCUAUGAGCAGAUUUCCGCUCAGUUUGUAGUUAAAAAACAAUGGGUAUGAAAGGGGAUUCUUGCUCAGGGAAUGAAUCAGCCAUAUAGAAUGGAAAGUUAUUUUCUUUUAAAGGUAGAUUUGAUGUUUAUCUUUAUUUCCUUAAGUUAAUUGCAGACAGAAUUGCCUGUUUUAUAAAAAUAUGUUUAUUGCCAUUAAUAACAGUCAUUUCAGAGCCAAAUUUAAAGAAGAGGUAUUGAAAGAAUCUUAUCUGGGCUGGCUUGGGUAGCUCUAAUGCUGUUAUAUAAAAGAGAUUUAUGUAAAUAACUUACUUUUUACAUCUGAGGUGAGUUCUAGUAUACAGUAUCUGUUGUUAGAAAAACAGCUGUUUCUUAAGAUAUCUAAGUGAAAUGUUUUUUCCUAGACUGCUAAGCUUAUUAGUGAUAAAUCUCUCAGUCAUCUGUCCCAUACCUCCUUCCCCAAUAAACAAAACAAAACUAAUACAAACACACUAUGUUAUGAGAAGAAAUGUAGUAAAAAUAUUGGCUUGGUCUUGUAGUUUGGAUGAGUGAUUUCCUGAGAUAACAUGGUGAUAAUUGAUAAUUUUAUUCUAGAAUUUUUAUUUUUGUCUAAUAAAGGAAAUCUAAAGAAUAGCUUUUCUGUAAAAAUUAGGAAACUGUACUUGAAACUAAAACUUUAGAAGGGGGAGGACCUUAAAGAUAAGUUGUCAUAAACCAGUGAGAAAAUGACUAAUUCAGGAAAGAACACUAGUAUUUAACUUAUUGAGUGUCCAAGAUGCCAAUUUCCAUAUAUAUAAUAUAUAUAAAUAUUUACACACAUACACAUUAUGCACAAAUAUACAUAUGUGUGUGUUUAGUGGUAUUUUUUUAAUUUUGAGAUAAUUUUAGGUUUAUAGAAGAGUUGUAAAAAUUAAUAGAGUUCCAGUAUACCAUUCACCCAAGUUCCCCUUAUGUAGCCAUAGAGCAUUUGUCAAAGUUAUGACAUUAACCUUGAUAUACUAUAAACUAAAGUACAGAAUUUUAAAAGUAGAGAUUUUAUUUGUCUUUUUUACUAAUGUCCAAUCCAGGAUCCCACCUUGCAUUUAGUUGUCCCCUAGUUUAUGAUAAUGCAUCUUUUCGGCAGAUACAUGAUGUCGUAAUGUAUUUCUGGUGUUGUUAACCUUGAUCACUAGCCUAAAGUGAUGUCUGCUAGAAUUCUGUACUGUAGUCUUACUAUGUUUCCCUUUGUGAUUACCAAGUAUUUGGGGGGGGGGGGAUCCUUUUGAUUCUAUGCAAAUAUCCUGUUUCUGCUUAAACUUUAGCCCACUCAUUUUAGUAUCCACUGGUAGAUUUUGCUUGUGGUAGUUAUACUGCUGUAUCCUAAUGGUGGUGGUUUUUUUUUUUUAAAUUUCUCUCAUUACUUCUAUAUUAUUUGGAAUUCUUCUGUAAGGAACAGUUGUCUCUUCUGCAUUUAUAUUUUCAAUUAUAAUAUUUAGGAUAAGUACAAAUUUAGACCUUAAAGAUGUAAACCAUGUUAAAAUGAUUCCAAAUACCAAUAUCAAAGCAAGGGAAACUAAGUUAGUAACCUCUCUUGGAAAAUAUAAUGAAUUUAAGAGGAAAAGUAUUAAUGAUUUGUAGAAUUGGUUCAAUUUUUGACUUAAUAUUUAUUUCAGACUACAUUCGAAAUUUUCUUGAAAUUUAACAUGUGAGCUUUUAAAACAUUUUAUAUUACUUUGGGGAUCAUUUUUAUCAAAAUCUUGAAUAAAGUUACCUAGACUGGCAUGUUAAACAGAACAAUGUUUUCUUUGUAAUAAGCUACUGUUGUUCCAAAUAUAAAUGCCAAUAUAAAUAUUUAAACA
Choloepus didactylus (southern two-toed sloth) is the source of this 4219-nucleotide messenger RNA. RefSeq names its product BAG cochaperone 4 (gene BAG4). NCBI's taxonomy places the organism in Eukaryota, Metazoa, Chordata, Mammalia, Pilosa, Megalonychidae. Gene Ontology annotation, molecular function: ATP binding; aminoacyl-tRNA ligase activity; protein-folding chaperone binding. Gene Ontology annotation, cellular component: cytosol; cytoplasm; nucleus. The coding region runs from base 22 to 1392 and encodes 456 amino acids. The transcript has 5 exons. The record is from RefSeq and is a predicted model, not a curated record. Gene Ontology annotation, biological process: protein stabilization; tRNA aminoacylation for protein translation.